AUGAUUAGCUCUAUCACAGAUUUACUAGCAGAGUUGAAGGACACCAUCGUACCAACAGUUGCAAAAGCUGAAGAUGACAUAGAAGAAACCGAAGCUGGAGAUGACGAAGGUGAAGACGAGGACGAAGACGACAAUGAAGACGAGGACGAAGAUGAUGAAGACGAGGAAGCUACUGAUCAAUUAGAUACCUUAAAAGAAGAAUGUCAAAACACACCAGAGGGUAAAACACUUGUUCAUCAUCUACAAGAGUGUAGUGAGAGAGUCCUAAAGGCCUCUCAAGAGCCAGGCUACGAAGAACAAGAACAUAAGGAAGAUUGUGUCGAGGAAUUCUUCCACCUGCAACACUAUUUGGACAGUUGUGCAGCUCCUAGAUUGUUCAACCAGCUGAAGUGA
Messenger RNA from Zygotorulaspora mrakii, 393 nucleotides. It is a transcript of the gene QCR6, whose product is annotated as ubiquinol--cytochrome-c reductase subunit 6. The transcript has 2 exons. The coding region runs from base 1 to 393 and encodes 130 amino acids. NCBI's taxonomy places the organism in Eukaryota, Fungi, Ascomycota, Saccharomycetes, Saccharomycetales, Saccharomycetaceae. The record is from RefSeq and is a predicted model, not a curated record. Gene Ontology annotation, biological process: mitochondrial electron transport, ubiquinol to cytochrome c.